Messenger RNA from Fonsecaea monophora, 1101 nucleotides. RefSeq lists its product as hypothetical. Gene Ontology annotation, cellular component: cytoplasm. NCBI's taxonomy places the organism in Eukaryota, Fungi, Ascomycota, Eurotiomycetes, Chaetothyriales, Herpotrichiellaceae. Gene Ontology annotation, molecular function: oxidoreductase activity; nucleotide binding. Bases 1 to 1101 code for a protein of 366 amino acids. Gene Ontology annotation, biological process: NADPH regeneration. The record is from RefSeq and is a predicted model, not a curated record. The transcript is spliced from 3 exons.
AUGUCUUCGCCAAAGCUCAAAGUCGCAAUCGCGGGUUUGGGCCGCAUGGGAUCUCGUCACGCUCUUCAUUUCCACACCAUGACCCCUCGUGCAGAGUUGAUCGCGGUCUCAUCGCCGGACGCUAAAGAGUUGGCCUGGGCCACCCGAAACCUGGAAGGCGUGCGGACAUACCUGGACUACGACCAGAUGUUGAGGGAAGAGAAGGAGUUGCAGGCUGUGGUCAUCGCCUCGGCGACCGUCGUUCACGCUGAGCAGGCCAUCAAAGCCAUCAAAAGGGGCCUUCACGUCCUGUGUGAGAAACCUCUCAGCACAAAUCCAGAAGUUACAGUUGUCACUGCAUACCGGGCGGCGAAGACGACCUAUUCCAAACAAAAGGUCAUCUGUGGCUUCUCCCGCCGCUUCGAUGCAUCCUACAGAGAUGCCCACCAGAAAAUGCGAUCGGGUUUGAUUGGACGCCCGGCUGUCUUUCGCUCGCAGACCUGCGACAAGCUCGAUCCGUCCGGGUUCUUUGUGCAGUACGCACAGUUCUCUGGUGGUAUUUUCGUGGAUUGCUCCAUCCAUGACAUUGACCUAGCUCUGUGGUUCUUCGGUGAAGACUCGAUUGUCAAGUCCGUCAGUGCAAUUGGUAUCACGGCCGUCUCUCCCGAACUGCGGAAACACAACGAUCGUGACAAUGCGUUGGGGAUCGUGGAAUUCUACGGAGGCAAAAUUGCUCAGUUGUACUGCAGUAGAAUGAUGGCUGCUGGACAAGAAGACAGCACCGAGAUCACCGGCACCGAGGGGAAACUCGCCGUCAACACGCAACCCAUGUCCAAUCUCGUCAACAUCUACGAAUCCUCGGGCAUCCGCCGUGAGAUUCCACCUCACUAUUACGGCCGAUUUAGGGAGGCCUUCAUCACCGAAGCAAACGAGUUUACUGCCUGCUGCCUCGACGACACCGAGCCUCCAUUCAGGCUCGAAGGGGCUGUGGCGGCGGUCAAGAUCGGCUGUGCUCUACAAGAGAGUCUCAUCACCGGGAAGAAGAUCGAGUUUGAUGAGAUCGGUCGGCGGGUAGACAGUGGCGCAGAGAACGAGACAGCACUCUUGACCGCGAGGUUGUGA